AUUGAUUUGAAAUCUUAUUGAUUAAAAGUUGACACACCUCUCCUCUGUCGAUAGGGCUUCAUGCUUACAUGAGAUAAGAACUCGUAAUGUUAAUUUGAUAUUGUGAAGCUGGCUGGCAUGAAAGUGUGAGAGAAACCUAGCAAGAGAAAUUCCUGAAGUGCAAAUCGAAUUGUGAUCAGCAUGAGUUGCUGCCUCAGCGAAGAGGCGAAAGAGUCGAAAAGGAUAAAUGCAGAAAUAGAAAAGCAACUGCGGAAAGACAAGAGAGAUGCCAGGCGCGAGCUCAAGCUCCUUCUUCUGGGAACCGGAGAAUCCGGCAAAAGCACUUUCAUUAAACAAAUGCGAAUUAUUCACGGAAAGGGUUACAGCGAGGAAGACCGAAAAGCUUUAAUCAAUAUUAUCCACAACAACAUUUUCGUAGCAAUGUCUAGCAUGUGCAGUGCCAUGAGGACCCUCAACAUUUCCUACUCCAUUGAAGACAAUUAUGAGCACGCGGAGUUGAUCCGGAGUGUGAAUGCGGCCAAUGACACGAGUGUGCGUCUGGAGGCGAAACACGUGGUGGCCAUCAAGUCCCUCUGGCAGGACAUGGGCAUCAAGGAGGCCUACGACAGACGCAGAGAGUACCAACUUCCAGACUCAUCACACUAUUACUUGACUAGCAUAGACAGAAUCAGUAGUGGGGAUUAUGUGCCGACGGAGCAGGACGUGUUGCGGGCGAGGGUGCCGACCACGGGCAUAGUGGAGUACACUUUUCUGAUAGAGAACAUCACUUUCCGCAUGGUGGACGUGGGGGGCCAGAGAAGCGAGCGGAGGAAGUGGAUCCACUGCUUCGAGAAUGUCACAUCCAUCAUGUUCCUAGCUGCUCUGUCCGAAUACGACCAAGUUUUAGCCGAGUCCGACAACGAGAAUCGAAUGGAAGAGAGCAAAGCGCUGUUCCGCACAAUAAUCGCAUAUCCUUGGUUCCAGAACUCCUCGGUCAUUCUCUUUCUCAACAAGAAGGACCUGCUGGAGGAGAAGAUCAUGUACUCACACCUCAUCGACUAUUUCCCAGACUACGAUGGGCCGGAAAAAGAUGCGGUUUGUGCGCGAGAGUACAUUCUAAAGAUGUACGUGGAGCUAAACCCGGACGCUGACAAAAUCAUCUAUUCUCAUUUCACUUGUGCUACCGAUACGGAAAACAUUCGAUUUGUUUUCGCCGCCGUCAAAGACACAAUUUUACAACUUAACCUGAAGGAGUAUAACCUAGUAUGAGUUGAUUGGACACGACACGACUUCAAUCUCCAAUGAUGUCGAGGCAAUUCCUUCCCCUCGGAAAUGACUUACCCAACACUCCCCAAAAUACUCUUUCAAUUAAGUUAGACAAACCAGGUACGCUUACUUGAGUACAAUACAGAUAAUUUAACACUAAUUUACGAUAGAAUUCGAAUUAUAGUAAUUUAUGAAGAAAUUGUUGCCAGCUUGAUUUAUUGUUACAAUAAUGUCAAAUUCGUUAUUUUUGCAAUGCGCCACUUCUGCUGUGAGAAAGUUUCUUUCUUGGGCGGUCAAUUUCAUUGCUGUAAAUUUAGUGCACUCUACUAAGUUGGCGCACAGUUUUUGCAGUGCAGUUUUAUCAAUGGCUAUUAUAGCCAGUAUGAUGUUUUUUGUUCUAUUCUCUUCUAUUUUUUUGUCAAGGUUUUCGUUUGAAAGUAUUUUUGAUAGUUUAAGGGAGUAAAGUGAUUUAAGCAGAGGUUUGAAACUAUAUAAAUUAAUAUCUCAAUUUAUAAAGUUUGCUCAAUUCAAAGUUGCUUUAUAUCAUUGCAAUAGCUAAGCAGUAAAUGACAACAAGCCGACAUCCUCUUUUAGAAGGAAUUUUAGUUGAAUAUUCAGACAGAAUAUUCGCAUUUUGACAAAAUAUUCGCAUUUUGAAGAAAGAAAAUUGUCUGCUUGUUUAUUUAGAAUCUAGUGUUUUGAGUUGGAAAACAAACGAGUGAAUUGUCUCAGUAAUUUUUUUAAACCAUUUUA
This is a messenger RNA of Symsagittifera roscoffensis, 1998 nucleotides long. Its product is annotated as guanine nucleotide-binding protein subunit alpha-11-like. Gene Ontology annotation, biological process: adenylate cyclase-modulating G protein-coupled receptor signaling pathway; action potential; phospholipase C-activating dopamine receptor signaling pathway. Gene Ontology annotation, molecular function: guanyl nucleotide binding; G protein-coupled receptor binding; G-protein beta/gamma-subunit complex binding. The record is from RefSeq and is a predicted model, not a curated record. Lineage: Eukaryota; Metazoa; Xenacoelomorpha; Acoela; Convolutidae. The transcript has 7 exons. The coding region runs from base 181 to 1248 and encodes 355 amino acids. Gene Ontology annotation, cellular component: heterotrimeric G-protein complex.